Molecule: messenger RNA, 6583 nt
Organism: Esox lucius (northern pike)
Lineage: Eukaryota; Metazoa; Chordata; Actinopteri; Esociformes; Esocidae
Product: ubiquitin carboxyl-terminal hydrolase 32
Exons: 34
Coding region: 176-4903 (1575 amino acids)
Biological process (GO): protein deubiquitination
Cellular component (GO): Golgi apparatus
Molecular function (GO): calcium ion binding; cysteine-type deubiquitinase activity
Source: RefSeq, a predicted model, not a curated record
GAAGGAGGCGUCGGCAAAGCGUCUGUAGACGCGAAGCUAGCUAGCUAGCUUGCUUGCUAAAGGAGCUAUAUUUUUACCGUGGCUUGUUAUGACAGCAGUCUACAAGCUAAACGAACAAAGCAACUGUUGGCUGCCUGUAAUAUCUGUUAGGUUGCUGCUAUGAAAUGAGAAAAACAUGGGAGCCAAAGAGUCAAGGAUAGGUUUCCUCUCGUAUGACGAGGCCAUCAACAGAGUCACUGAUGUGGAGCUGCAGCGUCUGAAGGAUGCCUUCCGGAGGACCAGUGGCCUGUCCUGUUACAUGAGCCAACAGUGCUUCAUCAAGGAGGUUCUGGGAGAUGUGGUACCACCCAGGGUAGCUGAGGUGAUAUAUAGCUCAUUUGGUGGGACUUCUAAAGGCCUGCACUUUAACAACCUCAUUGUUGGCCUGGUUCUCUUGACUAGAGGACGUGAUGAGGAAAAAGCAAAAUACAUUUUCAGUUUGUUUGCCAGUGAUUCAGGCAGUCAUGCGACACGAGAGGACAUGGAGAGCAUGCUUCAGACCGUGGAUGGAGAGAUCCCACAUUCUCUCAGGAAGUGUUUCUCUGAGGGUGAGAAGGUGAACUAUGAGAAGUUUAGGAGCUGGCUCCUGCAGAACAAGGAUGCCUUCACCUUUUCGCGCUGGCUCCUGUCCAGUGGGGUGUGCGUCACCCUGACCGAUGAUAGUGACGCACCCACCUUCUACCAGACAUUGGCUGGAGUAACACACUUAGAAGAAUCGGAUAUCAUUGACCUGGAGAAGAGAUACUGGCUGCUGAAAGCUCAGUCUCGGACGGGCCGAUUUGACCUGGAAACAUUUGUCCCUUUAGUUUCUCCCCCUAUUCAUGCUUCCCUAAGUGAAGGUUUAUUUCAUGCCUUCGAUGAAAACCGGGACAAUCACAUUGAUUUUAAGGAAAUCUCGUGUGGACUGUCCGCUUGCUGUAGGGGGCCUCUGGCGGAGAGACAGAAGUUCUGUUUCAAAGUGUUUGAUGUUGACCAUGAUGGGCUUCUGUCCCGGGAGGAAAUGACAGGAAUGGUCAGGGCCCUGCUGGAAGUUUGGAAAGACAACAACACAGACCCUCUACCGGAAGCCCACAGUAAUGUUCACGCCAUAGUGGAAGACAUCCUGGAUGAACACGACACCACCAGGCAAGGCCAUUUGACCCUGGAGGACUACCAGAUAUGGAGCGUGAAGAGUGCACUCGCCAAUGAGUUCCUAAACCUGCUGUUUCAGGUGUGCCAUAUCGUCCUGGGGCUGAGGCCGGCCUCCCGUGAAGAGGAAGGGCAGAUCAUCCGGGGCUGGUUGGAGAGAGAGAGCAGACACGGCCUUCAGCUAGGGGACUACUGGUUCCUCAUUGCAGUUCCUUGGUGGCAGCAGUGGAGGGAGUAUGUCAGAUAUGACAACAAGCAUAUUGUGGUGGAGCAGCCGUCAGUGUUUGGCACAGGGAGAAGUGCUGGAGGAGGGGCACAGAACCAGGCCAGGAUGGAGCAGGGCCCAGAGGGUGAGAACAUGGCCAGCUCUCAUAGCUCCCCAGAAGAGAAGUUCUCGGACAACAUCUCCAGUGCGUCAGAAGCCUCUGAGACCACCAGCGGCAGCCUUCUCCCCCUGGGCUCAACCGCUGCAGAUAUCUGUUUCACUCGGCAGCAUGAUAUUCCAGAAACAGACAGCCAGUGCUUCCUGGGGGCUGAUGGGAAGAUGGCGGUUCUAAGGCCUGGCGCCAUCGACAACCAGCCUCUGGUCACAUCGGAGGCCUUAAAGGCUCCCACGUUGACCAUGGAGGGAGGUCUACUGAGGCGCUCCCCGUCCUUGAUUCUCGGCAGGGACUUCGAGGUAGUCCCGGAGCCUGUGUGGAGGGCUCUCUACCACUGGUAUGGAGCCAACCUGAGUCUCCCCAGGCCGGUCAUUAGAAACACCAAGACCGACUGCGCCGAACUGGAGCUGUUCCCCCGUCACCUGCUCUUCCUGAGGCAGCAGCCCCCCGCCCGCACCCCCCAGAACAACGUCUGGGUCAAUAUGGGUAACGUCCCCUCCCCUAGUGCCCCCCUGAAACGUGUGCUGGUUUACACGGGCUGUUUCAGUAGGGUGGGGACCAUCAAGGACAUCCAUGAAUACUUGGCUCAGAGACUCCGCAUCAAGGAGGAAGACAUGCGUCUAUGGCUCUAUAACAACGAGAAUUUUCUGACACUUCUCGAUGAUGAAGACCAUUCCCUAGAAGGGUUGAAGAUCCCAGAUGAACAGUACAUGGUCAUAGAAGUACGAAACAAGGACAUGAGCUGGCCUGAGGAGAUGUCCUUCAUUGCUAACAGCAACAGGAUGAACAGGCACAAUGUCCCUACUGAGAAAGGUGCGACUGGACUGAGCAACCUCGGCAACACCUGCUUCAUGAAUUCCAGUAUCCAGUGUGUGAGCAACACUAAGCCACUGACCGAUUACUUCACGUCAGGAAACCACCUGUAUGAGCUCAACAGGACUAAUCCUAUUGGGAUGCGCGGUCACAUGGCUAAGUGCUAUGGAGAUCUGGUUCAAGAGUUGUGGAGUGGAACACAGAAGAACGUGGCCCCUCUGAAACUCAGAUGGACGAUAGCAAAAUACGCCCCGCGGUUUAAUGGCUUCCAGCAGCAAGACUCCCAGGAGCUGCUGGCCUUCCUCCUGGAUGGCCUUCACGAGGACCUGAACCGCGUUCACGAGAAGCCCUACGUGGAGCUAAAAGACAGCGAUGGACGGCCAGACUGGGAGGUGGCUUCUGAGGCAUGGGAGAACCACCUGAGGAGGAACCGCUCCAUUGUGGUGGACCUGUUCCAUGGCCAGCUCAGGUCACAGGUCAAGUGUAAGACCUGCGGUCACAUCAGCGCUCGCUUCGACCCCUUCAACUUCCUGUCUCUUCCCCUGCCCAUGGACAACUCCAUGCACUUAGAGAUCAUAGUCAUUAAGCUCGAUGGGUCUUGCCCAGUGCGGUAUGGGCUUCGACUCAAUGUGGAUGAGAAGUACACAGGCCUGAAGAGACUCCUGAGCGAUCUCUGCCUCCUCAGGCCUGAGCAGAUCUUACUGGCUGAAGUCCAUGCCUCCAACAUCAAGAACUUUCCGUCAGACAACCAGAAAGUGCGCAGAGCGGUGAGCGGCUUCCUGUGCGCGUUUGAGAUCCCGGUGCCAGGUGCUCCAACGUCUGUGGCGUCCACCCCCACUGAAACAGAUGAAACUCCAGCGCUGGCCAAUGGUAAUGCCACCAUGGUACCUGAGAGUAACCCUCUGAACCUGGGUCUGAUCCCCAAGGGAAUGCCCAGCACCGUGGUGCCCUGUGGCACAGAGGGCUGCCUGUCUGACGGUCCCCCCAAUGGCCAUGCCGUUCCCCCACUGGGCAGCCCCUUCACCGGGUACAUCAUCGCCAUCCACCGGAAGAUGAUGCGGGCCGAGUUGUACUUCCUGUCCAGUCAGAAGAACCGUCCCAGCCUGUUUGGCACUCCGUUGAUCGUGCCCUGUACUGUCCACACUCGCACCCGGGACCUGUACGACGCCGUGUGGACCCAGGUGUCCCGUCUGGCCAGUCCGCUUCCCCCCCAGGAGGCCAGCAACCAUGCCCAGGACUGUGACGACAGCAUGGGCUACCAGUAUCCCUUCACACUUCGUGUGGUCCAAAAGGACGGCAACUCCUGCGCUUGGUGUCCGUGGUACAGGUUCUGCCGGGGCUGCACGGUGGAGUGUAACGACGACCUGGCCGCUGUUGGGAACGCCUUCAUGGCUGUGGACUGGGACCCCACCGCCCUGCACCUCCGCUACCAGACCUCACAGGAGAGGAUUGUGGAGGAACAUCCCAGUGUGGAACAGAGUCGGAGGGCCCAGGCUGAGCCCAUCAGUUUGGACAGCUGUCUACAGGCCUUUACCAGUGAGGAGGAGCUUGGAGAGGAUGAACUCUACUACUGCUCCAAGUGUAAAACCCACCGUCUAGCCACCAAGAAACUGGACCUGUGGAGGCUGCCUCCAAUCCUGAUAGUUCAUUUAAAGCGGUUCCAGUUUAUGAAUGGGCGGUGGAUCAAAUCCCAGAAGAUUGUGAAGUUUCCCAGGGAGCGCUUUGACCCCAGUGCUUUCCUGACCCCGAGGGAUGCAGACCAAAGCCAACAGAGUUGGAGGGAUGGGCUGGGGGAGGGGCUAAACGAGACAGAGGGAGGAGUGCCAAAGUCUGGGGCGGGAGACUCACUCUGUAAUCCCUCCCUUUCUCACAACAAUGGGAAAGACUCCUACUCCGGUAGGCUGACCAGCACUCCUCUCAGCAGAGAUGUCAGUCCCAACAGCAGCCCUCAGAGUGAGGGCCGGAGGCAGGGCCGCCGCGGGCAGGGGUUGGCCCUGGAAAGCAGGUGCCAGCUGUCCCUCAGUAAAGAGAGCCUGGACAGUGGCAGGGAGAGCCCCAUGGAGCUGGAGGCCAGCGGGGUGGGUAUGGGGAGCAGGGGAGAGGGCCUGAGCGACUCCACCUCCGGUGAGGACACGGCCAGGGACUGUGACAACACCACAUCUGUGUCGGAGCUGGAGAGCAACGGAUACACUGAGGACAGCAUAGACCUGGAGGCCUGUCAGGACCAAAGAGACAAGAUCUGCCUCGAACCCAUGUACAACCUGUAUGCCAUUUCAUGCCAUUCAGGGAUCCUAGGAGGAGGCCAUUAUGUGACAUAUGCCAAAAACCCCAAUGAAAAGUGGUACUGUUACAACGACAGUAGCUGUAAGGAGCUACGGUCAGAGGAGAUUGACACAGAUUCUGCCUAUAUCCUGUUCUACGAGCAGCAAGGAGUGGAUUAUUCUUUGUUCAGGCCCAAAACUGAUGGCAAAAAGAUGGCUGACACUACAAGCAUGGACGAGGACUUUGAGUCUGACUAUAGGAAGUACUGUGUUCUUCAGUAAUGGACUGCUUAUGUGUCUGUGGUGUCAUCGACAUGCCUGUGCUUGGAAACCAACUAAAGGUUUGAAUCUAAACACCUCAAGUUGAGGUGAGCAGAAGCAUUGAAGUCAUUCUUGGUGGUUAAAAGUCAACCAACCGUUUAUACACCUCUUCAUAGCUUUGGUUUUUUUGUUUUUGAAGUAAUGGUACUCUCAAGCUAUUUCUGUGUCAUACAAAAGCUGUGGAUUGGUUUGCUGCAGCAUCAAAACUACGAGUGUGCGUGCGAGUGUGCGUGCGAGUGUGCGUGCGAGUGUGCGUGCGAGUGUGCGUGCGAGUGUGCGUGCGAGUGUGCGUGCGAGUGUGCGUGCGAGUGUGCGUGCGAGUGUGCGUGCGAGUGUGCGAGUAGCAAUGCUAGCUGAAAUAUGCCAUUAAUGUGUACACAUUUUGAUUGGUACUCUCUGCAGUUAACAAUGUGAUUUUACGAUUGAUUUUGUGCGAUAACUGAGAAUCGCCCCCACUGAGUACUACAAAAAUGAUUGCAGUAGAAAUGUUCACUACCUCGUCAUUCUGUUUAGAACGGCAGUCAAUCCCAAUGUCACAUUUCUAAAUUGUCAUUUUAGGAAGUUCCCUCUUCAAAUGUAAAUUAUUUAAACUCCAGAACGAUAGGCCUGGAUUAUAUUUGGUGUUGCUGAACAACAUGUAUGUAUUUGAAUUGCAAUGUACAUCAUUUUUUUUUUUUUUUUUGUGUUAUCAUGUCAGGUCUGCUAAGAACAAAGCCUCACUUUCACCCAUCUGACUGAAUCUUCCAGUAGCAUUUGCCUGUGCCAUUUUUGUGUGCAGGUCUGUACCUCCGUCAUAUCAGUCUGUGCCAUCAUAACAUUGUCAUGUAUCACAGUUGUCAUUUACAGUGCCACCAAUGGGCUAUAUCAUCUUAAUCAUUGUGCCCUAUUUAACACGAUUCUUUAUGCAAGUCAUGACUCACAACUUCCAGAACAUGAAGUUGCGGAUAAUGUUGCGUCUUUGGAAAUGCCAUAAGUAUGACGUAUGAAGGCUGAGUGGUUGCACCUUAGUGUUAGGCAACGUGAAUAGGUAGCUUUUUCCUUGAGCUUCGGAAGAUGUAUUUACUGUAACUAAGUUGAUAUGUAUGUAAAACAUUUUCACAAGGCGUUGAAUUUACUCACAUGGAGAGAGAAAUCGCAAGCAGUUAGGCCUUGAGCUGUAUGUAUAUCCAUUUCAGAACUCACCUCUAAUCUCUGCUCUGUCUUUAAAGGGUUGUUGAAGUUUAUUCUUUACUUGGUGAAUCAACUGUACUUAUACCAUCUAGACAGAAACCACAUUACCUGACCUAUGAUGCUAGAAUGAUGAGCAUUCUGAUGUCUUUCAUUUUUAACAUUUUAAAACCUUAGCCAACUGUUGCUGUGUUCAUUUCCUGAAUUCUCUUUGCAAACCUUGUUACAUUGAUUAUUACUACUGAAUGUUAUUUUUCUGUAUUUAGUUGUACCCUUUUAUUUGAUUUAUUAUUAAUUUAAUGUACUUUUGUAAAUGUUGUUUAAAGUCAAUAAUUUCUUUGCACUGACCCUUGAGGAAAAAAGAACAUGUACAUAAAUACUUUUGGAAAAAGGAUGUAUUGGAUUAUAAAGAUCUGUCUUGUAUAUGGAGUGAAUUAGUUCAUCUGUAACUAUUAAAGCAGCCAAUGAAACACA